Messenger RNA from Astyanax mexicanus (Mexican tetra), 2907 nucleotides. It is a transcript of the gene ikzf1, whose product is annotated as IKAROS family zinc finger 1 (Ikaros). The coding region runs from base 272 to 2071 and encodes 599 amino acids. The transcript has 9 exons. The record is from RefSeq and is a predicted model, not a curated record. NCBI's taxonomy places the organism in Eukaryota, Metazoa, Chordata, Actinopteri, Characiformes, Acestrorhamphidae. Gene Ontology annotation, biological process: regulation of transcription by RNA polymerase II. Gene Ontology annotation, molecular function: DNA-binding transcription factor activity; RNA polymerase II cis-regulatory region sequence-specific DNA binding.
AGAAAUGAAGGGGUCCAGCUCGUCCUGCCCGCCUCAUCCCAUCUCAUGCAUGGCUGCCAGUGAUUCUGUGCUGCCAGUCAGACUGCGUUGGCACGGCACGCGGCGUUGGGGUGUUAGUUAGUGGUGGGUGUGUGUGUGCGUGCCUGUGCGCGGGCGCGUGUGCGUGAGUGAGUGUAUUAGAAGGGGUUUGUUCUGCGCACCUCGGGCCUUUGGAAAAUAAAGGGCUGCGCGCGCUAGAGGCAGGGCGCCGCGCGCAAAGAGCCGGGUUGUGAUGUUGGGCUGGAGGCAGGAAGUGCCGUGGAGAGGGGAGGAGGGAGCGGGGGCAGCCGUCAUCCACGGAGCGCUGAGGAGCUGCGCACAUGGAGGAGCGGGCCACAGCUGGAACAGCUUCUUACUGCAGAGCCCGGGACUAGCAGAAUACCUGCACAGGAUGGAGACCGAAGAGGCACAGGAAAUGUCCCAAAUAGCAGGAAGGGACAGUCCUGUUACGAACGAAGGUGGUGAAGAGCAAGACGAGGCCAUGCCUGUCCCAGAGGACCUGUCAGCCAGCACCGGCCUCCAGCACAACAACCGCACUGACAAACCAGUGGCCUGCAAUAUAAAAGUUGAGGCUCGGAGUGACGAGGAGAACGGGCUGGCCGCUGAGAUGAAUGGAGAGGAGGAGGAGUGUGUUGCCGAGGACUUGCGAAUGCUCGAUGGCUCGGGGGCCAAAGUGAACGGCUCCCACGCGGGCCCCGACGGCAAGCCAGCGGGCACCUACCCCACGGCCGGGGGCAUCCGCCUCCCCAACGGGAAGCUCAAGUGCGAUAUCUGUGGGAUAGUGUGCAUUGGGCCCAAUGUGCUGAUGGUGCACAAGCGAAGCCACACUGGUCAAAGGUCAUCUCAACUCAGGAACUCAGGUGAAAGGCCAUUCCAGUGUAGUCAGUGCGGUGCCUCCUUCACUCAGAAGGGAAACCUCUUACGGCACAUCAAACUUCAUUCUGGAGAGAAACCCUUUAAAUGUCACCUGUGUAAUUAUGCAUGUCGCCGCAGAGACGCCCUCACUGGGCACCUUCGCACUCAUUCAGUUGGAAAGCCCCACAAGUGUGCAUACUGUGGUCGCAGCUACAAGCAGCGAAGCUCGCUGGAGGAGCACAAGGAGCGAUGUCACAACUACUUGCAGUGCAUGGGCCUCCAGAAUAGCAUCUAUAAUACAGUGAAGGAAGAGAACAGCCAGAGUGAGCAGAGGGAAGACAUAAACCUGGCUGCAACUGAGAGAGCCUUGGUGCUAGACAGAAUAGCUAAUGUAGCUAAGCGUAAGAGCUCUAUGCCACAGAAGUUUGUGGGUGAGAAGCGUUUCGCUGACCUCACAUAUGAAAGUGGCUCGGGAGAAAUGAUGCAGCCUCAUGUGAUCGACCAGGCCAUCAACAGUGCUAUAAGCUACCUGGGGGCCGAGUCUCUGCGGCCGCUGGUCCAGACCCCACCAGGCACUGGCACAGAGAUGGGGGUCAGCCCCAUCUACAACCUGCACAAGUCCCAGCCAGCUGAAGGCAACGGGCUGUCGGCUAAAGACAGUGCUGCAGAGAACCUGCUGCUGCUGUCCAAGUCCAAAUCAGCGUCCAGUGAAAAGGAUGGCUCGCCCAGCCCCAGUGGCCAAGACUCCACUGACACAGAGAGCAACAACGAGGACCGAGCAGGAGCCGGGGGAGGGGGGCCAACGGCGGCGGCAGCUGCCGCUGCGGGAGGCCUCAUCUAUCUGACCAACCACAUGGCCCCGGGUGUGCGAAACGGAGGCCUGCCACUGGUGAAGGAGGAGCAGCAGAGGCACUUUGAGGCACUGCGGGCAGCUGGGAUGGAGCUGGGCAUGGGAGUGACCACAGAGGGCUUUAAGGUUCUGACUGCAGAGGGAGAGGAGGUCAGGGCAUACCGCUGCGUCCACUGCAGGGUGCUCUUCCUGGACCAUGUCAUGUACACCAUUCACAUGGGCUGCCACGGCUUCCGUGACCCCUUUGAGUGCAACCUGUGCGGCUACCGCAGUCAGGACCGCUAUGAGUUCUCCUCACACAUUACCCGCGGAGAGCACCGCUACUGAGCUGCGUGCAUGCACAUGCACACACAACCACAUACACACACAACCAGACUUUAAUAUACAGAUGAUGUUUAAACAGUGACAAACAUCCAUUCAUUCAGUAUGCACCACAAGCAGAGUCUUAUUUGUUUUUUUUUUACACAAUGUAUGAACACUGUAGGCAUGUUGCAACAUUCAAUUGGACAGUUCACUUUGUUAUACACUGAUUAGUGUGAACAUAUGUAAAUAUAAUUUACUGUCUUGUCUAUUUUUCUACAAUUGUGAGUUACCAGUAAAGGGCAGCAGAUACCUGUAAAGAAGAUAAUUUACUAACACUGGAAAAGGAACUGGAGUACAGAUAAUAAAAGUGAAUUUCCAUUAUUCAAAUGCAUUGUUUAUAAAGUGUGCGGUGGGGAUCAUACCAAAAUACAAUAGAGACCUUCAAAUUGGAAACAAAAACCUUCAAAGUAGAACUUUUAAGAAAAGAUAUGACAUAAAAUGACUUAUAAUAAUAUCUUUUUACAUAAAGUUAGAAGGUUUUUCUUUUGACAAAGUUUUCAUUUUAAAAAAUGCAAGGUUUUUCAGAACAGCAACAAUAUAUUAGAGUAAUGAUUUUAUUGACAUUUUUUAUCAACAGUAUUGAGAACUCUAAUGGGACUGUAGUUCUUCUACCUGUGUAAUUAUGAACAAAGUUUUUGGCCCACUGUAUUUCAUCUUUAAUCUUUUUGUUUUUGUAUUAUUACUAUCAUUAUUAUCAUUAUUUAUCUGUUUGACAGUAUUUUACACGUAUUGGUGUCAGUGCCUAAUAAAAGACAUGCUUGCAAAAUAUCAAUAAAGAUAUUUUACAUUUGUGCAACAUC